AUGAAUCAAGAUCAGUUUGAGAAGGAACUCGCCCGCCAACUCGAGAUCAAAGACCGAGCGCUGCAUCUUACCCGAUAUAAAAAUGGCAUAUCAAUCGACAGCAAAAAGGCGAGAUUCCCGGGUUUUCGCCAACAGAAGCGCCAUUUCAAGGCCGGACAGCAAGUUGAGCCGGGUGCGCUUCCUCUGAGUGAGGACCUGGUGAUGCAUGAGAGCGUGCCUACGCAGUUGGAUGAUGGCACGACGUUGUACAGUGAUAUUUUUGUCCCGGCAAGUUUCCAAGAUCUGGAGUCGAAAUACGCCGAUCCAGUACCAGCGCUGGUGGCAUGGAGUCCCUACGGAAAGCAAAAGGGCACACCGCUGCUGGACGAUUUCCCAUUCCGCGCUGGCGUCCCCGAAGAGCACCUCUCCGGCUUGCAGAAAUUCGAAGGCCCGGAUCCCGACUUUUGGUGCCCGCGAAAUUACGCAGUCAUCAACGUCGAUACGAGGGGUGCGUAUUCAUCCGAAGGCGAUCUCCUCAUCAUGGGUCACCAGGAGGCUCAGGACGGUGCCUCGUUCAUCACUUGGGUUUCGAAACAGCCCUGGUGUAACGGUAAAGUAGCUUUGACUGGGAACAGUUGGUUGGCCAUAGCCCAGUGGCGUAUCGGAAGUAUGCGUCCGCCGGGACUGGCUGCACUCGCCCCAUGGGAAGGCUUUUCCGACUUCUAUCGACACCACAUGUUUAGCGGCGGAAUUCUGUUUCCGGGGUUUCACGAAUCAAUCUCCAGUACUCUGGCGACGCAAGGAAAGCUCGAAGACAUCACCUCUCACGGUCGAGAGCAUCAGCUCUACGAUGCGUACUGGGAGGACAAGAUUGCUCACCCAGAGCGUAUCAACGUGCCAGUCUAUGCUGCUGCCUCAUGGACGAACCCUGUUCACACCCCGGGAACCUUCGAGGCAUGGGAAGCCGUCCCGGACACCGUUCCCAAGUGGCUCAGAGUCCACAACUCCCAAGAAUGGUCCGACUACUACGAGGAUUGCAACCAGAAAGACCUGCUCCGCUUCUUCGACCGUUACUUAAAGGACCAAAAUAACGACUGGGAGACCACGUCCAAAGUCCGUCUCAGCGUGCUUCAUUUCGGCUUGGUGAACCAACAGGAUACGGUAGGACGCCCAGAGGCCGACUUCCCUCUGGCGAGGACGCAAUACACCAAACUCUUUUUGCAGGAAGACAACACCCUGUCAGUCGAAGCGGAUGCCGCUGAAUCUGCGUUGCCCUAUGAUUCCCAAUCUGGAAAGCAGACUUUCCUCUACCAAUUCGACAAGGCCUGCGAGACGACUGGGUAUUUUUGCGCACAUCUUGUGAUGUCGUGUCCGGAGCAUACGGACAUGGAUGUCUUUGUACAAGUUGAGAAGUUGUCGGCUCUCAGGCAUCCCCAGGCUGUGCAGACGAUCAAGCCCCAGAACGUUGUAUUGCAACGACUUCUGAAGUUCAUGCACGAUUGGAACAUUCUACCUGGUGGUGCCGGCAUGGCCUUUCACCGGGGGCCCAGUGGAUGUCUGCGUGGCAGCUUUGCCUUGGGGCGCGACAAGCAGCGCAGUAAGGUUUACAAGCCGCAUUACACAUUCACGGAGAAGAAAAGCCUUAAGAAGGGCGAAAGGCGAGCCCUCGAUAUCCCGAUGAGCCCUAUUGGCAUGUUCUGGGAGAAGGCUGAUCAUCUUCGGCUGACAAUACAGGGCAGUGCGGUUGUCCCAUUUGCUUUGCCAGGGUUGGAGAUGCACUCUACCGACAACAAAGGCUUGCAUGUGGUUCACUGCGGCGGGGAUGGCAAGGAAAGUUCGCACCUGUUGAUGCCAAUUACGAGAAUGAGGUCCCCUCAUUUGUUCGCCUUCCUGGUGGGCUUCUUUGCGAUCCUAGCCAGUGCCAGCCCAAGUAUUUCGGAUUACCCGCCAUGCGCAGUGGCCUGUAUUAUCGAUGCGCUGCCUCAGUCGCCAUGUUCUGGGUUAAACCAGACCUGCCUCUGCGCCGACCCAGUCUUCAACGAGGAAGUAUCGGGUUGUGUGAAGCAAGGCUGCACCGUCAGCGAAGCUCUCAACGUCGCAAACAUGACUUGGGCGGACUGCGGCUUUCCGUUGACAGAUAAUACGGCUAUACCGCGAUACCUUACAGGAUUUCUCUUCAUAUUGCCCGUCGCUUUUAUAUCCAUUCGGUUACUAAACAAAGCCAUAAGCCCAUCUCCAUGGGGUGCUGAUGACGCCUGCGCCCUGGCUGGUUUCGUAAGUGGCCCGUACUCAGUCGUCAGUGUCGCUCACGAGACCAAUACCUUGCAGGCUUGUGCAGCAGCGAUGAUUCCCAUCGUCUAUCGACCCACUAUCAAAGCCUCCAUGUUGUUUUUCUAUCUUCGAGUAUUUCCAUCCCUUCCUUUCCGACGCCUCUUGUGGGCCACGCAAGGUUUCAACGCUUUGAUAUUCUUCUUGUACCUCGUUCUCACUUUUGCUCAAUGCCGUCCAUUGCAGAAAUAUUGGCUGGGAUGGUCUGGCGAUCAGCCAGGCGUUUGCAUGGAUUUCAACUUGCUGGUUCUGACACACGUUGGCUUCAACAUCGCUUUGGACAUCUGGAUGCUCAUCCUGCCGCUCACGCAGUUGUACAAAUUGAAACUGGGAUUGAAGAAGAAGGUUGGAGUGAUUAUGAUGUUUAGCGUGGGGUUUUUUCUCACUGCAGUCAGUGCCCUUAGAAUUCAAGUUGUGGCUCAUUUUGCGACUGCAAACAAUAUCACAUCCGAAGCGCUGUGGGUGUAUGUCUGGUCGCUGGCGGAACUCGAUGUGGGAGUGUUUGUGGCAUGUAUGCCUAGCGCAAGUCAACUCUGGAGGCGCGUGUUUUCAAAGACCGCAAAUCGUUCCAGUAUGUUACAUCAUGAAGAGCGAUCAAGGUCAUCAAAGAAACCACCGAACUCUGAAGACCUUUUGCUUCGGUCAACAGCAAACUCGUCUGUGGUCGAUCAGUCAUUCAAAUAG
Molecule: messenger RNA, 2991 nt
Organism: Colletotrichum gloeosporioides
Lineage: Eukaryota; Fungi; Ascomycota; Sordariomycetes; Glomerellales; Glomerellaceae
Product: Xaa-Pro dipeptidyl-peptidase
Exons: 11
Coding region: 1-2991 (996 amino acids)
Molecular function (GO): dipeptidyl-peptidase activity
Source: RefSeq, a predicted model, not a curated record